This is a messenger RNA of Myiozetetes cayanensis, 602 nucleotides long. RefSeq names its product single stranded DNA binding protein 1 (gene SSBP1). Gene Ontology annotation, cellular component: mitochondrial nucleoid. Lineage: Eukaryota; Metazoa; Chordata; Aves; Passeriformes; Tyrannidae. Gene Ontology annotation, molecular function: single-stranded DNA binding. Gene Ontology annotation, biological process: positive regulation of helicase activity; mitochondrial DNA replication. Bases 40 to 489 code for a protein of 149 amino acids. The transcript has 7 exons. The record is from RefSeq and is a predicted model, not a curated record.
CCGGGCGCGGCGCGGCGGGAGAGGCUCGCCGGAGAAGGCAUGUGGCGGCGACCGGCGUGGCAGGUGUUUCACCAGGUUGUGAGACAUGAGUCUGAUACAGUUACCCCACUGGUACUGGAAAGAUCCAUGAAUCGUGUUCAGUUACUGGGUCGGGUUGGACAGGACCCUAUCAUGAGGCAAGUGGAAGGAAAAAAUCCUGUUACCAUAUUUUCUCUUGCAACCAAUGAGAUGUGGCGGACAGGGGAUAGUGAAGUAGGACAGGGAGGUGAUGUCAGUCAGAAGACGACGUGGCACAGGAUCUCUGUCUUCAGGCCAGGCCUCAGGGAUGUUACCUAUCAGUAUGUGAGGAAGGGUUCUCGAAUUUACGUUGAAGGGAAGAUAGACUAUGGUGAAUAUACAGAUAAAAACAAUGUGAGGCGACAGGCCACAACAAUUAUAGCAGAUAAUGUGAUUUUUCUGAGUGAGGGCUCUACGAGAGAUAAGGUGUGAGGUCAUUAGUGCUUGAACCCAGGCCAUUUCAUUCCUUUGGAUUUUCAGUGCUUCAUAGUCACUUAUAUUCCUGUAGUUUCUUUAAUAAAUAAAUAAAAUACUUGUUACCUGUA